UGUUGGCGUUUUCACACACAGAGUUUGUGUCUCGCUCUGAGUGUUGCGCGCUCUCUGUCAGUGUGUUAAUCGGGGUGAACUCUAAGCCCUUGUGAUGGCGGCGCACGGCUCCUCUUCUUCAUCCAGGCCCUACCAGCUCAUCGUCUUCGGGGCUUCGGGUUUCACAGGCCGCUUCGUGGUGGAGGAGGUGGCGCGAAGCAGCGCGGAGGUUCCGGGAGGGGACCUGAUCUGGGCCAUCGCGGGGAGGAGCAGAGACAAGCUGGAGAAGGUUCUGCAGGAGGCCGCGCAACAACUCGGGAAGCCGGAGCUGCAGUCGGAGGUGGAGAUCAUUGUUGCUGAUGUGUCAGAGCCGGACUCGUUGGCUGCUAUGUGUAAACUAGGGGUUGUUAUCCUCAACUGUGUUGGGCCGUAUAGGUUCUAUGGCGAGCCGGUGGUGAAGGCAUGUGUGGAGAACGGGGCUCACUGUGUGGAUAUCAGUGGAGAGCCUCAGUUUUUAGAGAGCAUGCAGCUGAAUUAUGACAAUGCAGCCGCAGACGGAGGUGUCUAUAUCGUGGGAAGCUGCGGUUUCGAUUCCAUUCCUGCAGAUUUGGGUAUUAUUUACACACGGGAUCAAUUUAAAGGUACUCUGACGGCUGUGGAGAGUUUUCUGACAACAAGUACAGGACCUGAGGGAGGGUGUAUCCAUGACGGGACGUGGCAGUCGGCCGUGUAUGGGAUGGCAGAUAGUGACAAAUUGAAGAGCCUGAGGAAAAAAUUUAACCACAAACCUCUACCUGUGGUUGGAUCCAAGCUUAAACGAAGGGGUGCUGUGUUCUACAGUAAUGAGAUACAGCAAUAUGCAGUUCCCUUCAUGGGCUCUGAUCCAUCUGUGGUGAAGAGAACUCAGCGCUUCCUGUCUGAAGAACAUCAGCAAACUCCGGUUCAGUACAGCGCGUAUGCUGGAGUUGGAGCAAUCUCCUCCGUUAUUAAACUGCUCUUCGCAGCAUUCAUCUUCUAUGUGCUUGUCAAGUUCAGCUUUGGCAGAAGCCUUCUGAUUAAAUUUCCAGAGUUUUUCUCUUUUGGAUAUUUCUCCAAAGCAGGACCAACUCGGAAACAGAUGGAGGGAUCAUCAUUCCGGUUUGCAUUCUUUGGUGAAGGUUACAUUGAAGACCAGGAUCCAUCUCAGGGGAAACCCAACACUAAAAUCCGCACGCUCGUCCAGGGACCAGAGGCGGGUUAUGUUGCGACACCGAUCGCCAUGGUGCAGGCGGCUCUCACCAUCCUCAAUGAACCUGACGCUCUGCCCAAAAAAGGUGGUGUCUACACUCCCGGAGCUGCUUUCGCCAAAACCUCCCUGAUCGAGCGCCUGGAUAAACAUGGCAUCCAUUUCUCAGUGCUGUGAACAGGAGCACAGCUUGGCUUCAGCACUUCCUAUCAUGCGUUACUCACUCUACAUAGCGCUUAGCAUUAAUCCUUACAUGCAGGGUGAAAGUGAUAUGUUUCAUUCUGAAAUUAGUGUAAUGAAACCCCUUAACUGAUGUAAUCCAUUAUUUUCACACUAAAGAGGUGGUGAUGUGCAGCCUAACAAACACUGUGUAUGUGAGCAAUAUUUAGCCUGGACAAGCUACACACUGAGCAUUUAUUGACACGUGUGUGCAUGUGUGUCUCAGCUUUUCUUCUGAUCAGUUUUCUCACACUUUUGCUGUUUGUAUUGUGGGGAAUUUAAAUGCAAGUGUGUGGGUUUUUUCCCCCCCUGUAACUUUUGCACUAAUGGGUUAAAAGGUACAGAUUGUAAAGAGAUCAAUAAAAAAAAACUGAUUUAA
This is a messenger RNA of Neoarius graeffei (lesser salmon catfish), 1802 nucleotides long. It is a transcript of the gene sccpdha.1, whose product is annotated as saccharopine dehydrogenase a, tandem duplicate 1. NCBI's taxonomy places the organism in Eukaryota, Metazoa, Chordata, Actinopteri, Siluriformes, Ariidae. Gene Ontology annotation, biological process: glycolipid biosynthetic process. The transcript is spliced from 12 exons. Gene Ontology annotation, cellular component: mitochondrion; lipid droplet; plasma membrane. The record is from RefSeq and is a predicted model, not a curated record. Bases 95 to 1381 code for a protein of 428 amino acids.